CUGAAGAUAUCAGUAAAUGCUUAUAUAAAAUUCGUGAUGAUAGUGUUAGAUCAAGACAUUUCCUUGGUGCAGACAAUGCAGAUGAAAUAGAAGCCAUACUCUCAGAUCGUGAGGGUUAUUCCUUACACGAAAUUAUUGAUGGGGAUGAGCUACUCUGGCCUAUUAUAGAUUUUAACUUGUCAAUACUUGUCUAG
This is a messenger RNA of Funneliformis geosporum, 194 nucleotides long. Lineage: Eukaryota; Fungi; Glomeromycota; Glomeromycetes; Glomerales; Glomeraceae. The record is from the annotation of a GenBank genome assembly.